Aspergillus oryzae RIB40 is the source of this 690-nucleotide messenger RNA. RefSeq names its product anticodon-binding domain-containing protein. The record is from RefSeq and is a predicted model, not a curated record. NCBI's taxonomy places the organism in Eukaryota, Fungi, Ascomycota, Eurotiomycetes, Eurotiales, Aspergillaceae. Bases 1 to 690 code for a protein of 229 amino acids. The transcript is spliced from 3 exons.
AUGGUUCCUUUGGAGGUCGCUUUGAGCGGCGCAAUCGGCGCACGCGUUCGCAUCACUACCGCCCCGGUCUCCACGACAAUCGAGGGAACUUUGUUUACAGCAUGCCCAAUCACAAACCUUGUUGCUAUCAACACUGCCGCCGACACUAAGCAGACCGCAGGCGAUUAUCGUAUCAUCCCGAUCUCGCGUAUACAGUCCUUCCAACUUCUCUCCCUGGCACCAUCAUCCAACAGCGCGGAAGGACCUUCUUUUGCUGAUGCAGUGCCACCUGUCCAUGCGCUCGAUAUUCGGGCUCUGAAGGCUCGGGAGGCCAAUGCAGUUGGUAAACUGCAAGAGGGUGAGGCGAAGCGUGGCAAGGGAGUUACUCGCGAAGCCCAGGAUAUCUUCGAUGCAUUUAGCCGCACAAUGCCCACAAGAUGGGAUGGACCAAGCAUAAUCGUGGCCGACGCAGUGUCAAUCGCCGCGCCGUACCGUGUAGACGACUGUCAGCCCUUGGUGGCUGGUGACACAGCUGCUCUUGCUAGAGUGCGCAAGGUGCUUGAAAUGGAACGUAAGAAGAUCGAGCUGCGUAACGCUAGUGCGACAAUUGGUACAGCCAAUGCUUUCUCGCGGUCGGCUUCCGCAAAAGCCUCUACCAACCCGAACCCGUCUCCAGGACCCGGAGCUGCUGGACCAAGGAAGGGUGGUUGA